AUGACGCGCCGUCUGCACCAGUUCAAGAUGGAGAGCGUUUCGACUAUGGCCAAGCAUCUGGCUGAUUUCGACGAACUCAUUGUCGGAUUGCAGACACUGGGAGAGCCCGUCGACGAAGCUCGACAGCUGGUAGUGCUAUUAAGCAGCCUUCCUCCUGAGUAUGAAUUACUUUCAGCGAUCGUGGAGAACGCCAAGGAUUUGUCUCUGAUCGAGGUGAAAGAGAAGCUGCUCAAGGAAUACGAGCGACUAGAAAAGAAGGGCACCACCAUGGAGAAAGCAUUUCGCGCUAACGGGAAUGCUGGAAGGUUCAAAGAAGGCCGAGGACACGGUCGAAAGGGGAUCUCUUCAAGAAAGAAUGGUGGUGGAUACAAGGGCAAGUGCUUUGGAUGUGGCCAAGUUGGUCAUUUGAAGCGGGACUGUCCUGUGCAGAAAGGCGACAGUGGGAAUGAUGUAGUUUUUGCUGUGAGCGAGAAAAGACUCGACGGUUGGCUGAUUGACAGUGGAGCUACAUCGCAUAUGACUCCGCAUCGUUCCGACUUGUUUGACUACGAAAUCCUGAACGAUGGCAUUGAUGUAACGAUUGCUGAUGGCAAGAAGUUACGCGUUCAUGGAACAGGAACAGUGAGGUUGACUGGUGUGAACAGUCGAAGAAUCAAGAUGAUAAAUGUAUUGCACAUUCCAGGACUUGACCGUCGUCUAUUAUCAGUUGGAAGACUCGCUGAACACGGUCUAAGUGUCAACUUUGAGCGUUCAUCGUGCAUCAUUUGGGACGACAGAAGUGCAAUUGCUGUGGGAAAGAAGAUGGGCAAAGCGUUCAUGCUGGACUGUCAGCAGGAGGAAGCAAGAUUUGUGCAGUACUCUGGAGCAGACAGUAAAUGGGAGCUAUGGCACGCUCGCUUGGCACACCCAAGUAAGGAUGCACUGACCAAGACACAGCGUUGCACAAAAGGAAUUCCUGCGGUAAAGCAAGGUAUCUAG
This is a messenger RNA of Peronospora matthiolae, 978 nucleotides long. Lineage: Eukaryota; Oomycota; Peronosporomycetes; Peronosporales; Peronosporaceae. The record is from the annotation of a GenBank genome assembly.